Mugil cephalus (flathead mullet) is the source of this 2402-nucleotide messenger RNA. RefSeq names its product toll interacting protein (gene tollip). Bases 141 to 968 code for a protein of 275 amino acids. Gene Ontology annotation, biological process: ubiquitin-dependent protein catabolic process. Gene Ontology annotation, molecular function: ubiquitin conjugating enzyme binding; ubiquitin binding. The transcript has 6 exons. Gene Ontology annotation, cellular component: cytoplasm. The record is from RefSeq and is a predicted model, not a curated record. NCBI's taxonomy places the organism in Eukaryota, Metazoa, Chordata, Actinopteri, Mugiliformes, Mugilidae.
AGAGCAGUAGAAGAAGAGUAGCAACACUUCCGGGGCCAAACUCUAAUCCAAGCAGUUGUUGUUGUUGAUUUGCUAAAACGCAGGCGAUUUAAGAAGACUAAAGAGUCGAAGAUUGAGUACCCAGACACAGAAGAGACGACAUGGCGACUACCAUCAGCACCCAGAGGGGACAGGUGUAUAUUGGAGAGCUUCCCCAGGACUUCCUGCGGAUCACUCCCACUCAGCAGCAGCAGCAGGUCCACAUGGAUGCGCAGGCAGCCCGACAGCUGCAGUAUGGUGGCUCUGUAGGAACUGUAGGCCGACUCAGCAUUACCGUGGUCCAGGCCAAGCUGGCUAAAAACUAUGGGAUGACCCGCAUGGAUCCGUACUGUAGGAUCAGACUGGGCUAUGCAGUCUAUGAGACGCCAACUGCUCACAACGGAGCCAAGAAUCCUCGUUGGAACAAGGUGAUCCAGUGCACGGUGCCUCCCGGCGUGGACUCUUUCUACCUGGAGAUCUUUGAUGAGAGAGCGUUCUCUAUGGAUGAUAGGAUAGCAUGGACACAUGUCACCAUCCCUGAAGGCCUAAGGGAGGGCAACGUGGUGGAUGAAUGGUUCAGCCUCAGUGGCAGACAGGGUGACGACAAGGAGGGCAUGAUCAACCUGGUGAUGUCUUUUGCUUCUUUACCAGCAGGUAUGAUGACUCAGCCUGUUGUCCUAAUGCCUUCUGUGUAUCAGCAAGGAGUUGGAUACGUCCCCAUUGCAGGAGUGCCAGCAGUCUACAAUGAGGGCAUGGUCCCCAUGGCAAUGCCAACAGCCAUGCCAGCUAUGGGGGGGCAUGGCCCAGUUUGCAUUGAGGAGGACCUGAAGGCUCUGCAAGACAUGUUCCCCAACCUGGAUAAGGAGGUGGUUCGCACCGUACUGGACGCACAGCAGGGCAACAAAGACGCUGCCAUCAACUCUCUGCUGCAGAUGGCUGAGGAGCUCUAACUGCAGAGGGCAGUCUGAACGUGGACUUACCAACACAUAUGCAUGCAUGCACAGAGACAUAAAAAUAUUCUUAACUCACAGAGAACCAUCUUUACAAACGCACACACACUGUUCCCUACUCUGUGGCUCACAUAUACUGUGCAGUCACAUCUGCUCAUGCUAGCUCCACCAGUUGGUAGUCACAAGUAUACAUUUUCCUUUACUGAGUCCUUAUUAGCCAAACAGUACAAAGGAAGCUUGGACACACUGCUUUCUCUCUCAGCAGAGACUGGCAUCACAGAUAGGAUUUCCAUCUUUGGUUUUAAGAAGUCACUGGUUAUAUUUGUUUCAGAUGUAAUUUGGGAAAUUGUGUAAGUGCUGACAGGAUCAUUAAGGGUUGUGUCGGGAUUCAAACUCAUUAUUGGAUUGAUGCUUCAUGGAUAUUGUAAAUCUUCCUGGCCUGGAUAGUUUUGCGUUGAAAGUUUCAUUUCCACAGUAUUUUACUGUAGCCCCUCACCAUCCGGUGUUUGGCCAUCUUCCAUUUGUGAUGUGUUUUUUUUUUAAUUAAUAAUGGUUUUUUUUUGCACUUGUCUGUAGUAAGUUGCAGUGAACUAGUUCAGUUUCAUAUAUGGCUGUAAAAUGUUCAUUGCGUUCAAAUUCUAAUGAAUCAUUGUGGACGUGUUAAAUUAUAUAAAGAAUUAUAUAGCAACAAGAGAAUUAAGAAUGAAUGAAUGAAUGAAUGACCCAGUUAGAAGAAAUACCCCUUCUGAACACCACACGACUCUGAGUCGUCUUUCACAGUGAGAACAACAUUCCUUUGCAAUGCUUUAAUGUUAUUACCUUUCAGUCAAUAAUUAAGGGUGUAAAGAUGAUGUGAAAUUAACUGUGAUGUUUCAGCGCUCAACAGGAUGCCAAGACUUUGUUGCCUGCACAGUGAUUAAGGUAAAGUGAAGACCCGAGCAGAAUAAUUGAGGAGCUACGUCUCCCGAAAUUGAGAAAACACUGAUUUGGGGUCUUUGCAGCUAUAGUAUUUGUAUGUAUGCUUUCUAUUUACAUUUAUAGGUUGCAAAGCUUGUUGUUUAUUUGCUGUCUGCCAAAGGUCUCAUUUAAGAGAGGAUUUGUCGGCUUGUGAUUUUUCCUUUUUCACUCUAAAACAAAUGAUGUUGAGAUUUUUAAAACGUCAUGCCAUAUGAUUCUGUUCUUUUGUUGUUCUCAUACAGCAUCUUAAUGUUCUGGCACUUUGUUGUUAAAUUCAGUUCCCAAAUUUUAAGUUAAUUUUAAUUUAUUCAAUUUCUGACACAAGCGACAUUUUAGGACCCGUGUGGCCGCUGCAGGCGUGGGAAUGGAAAGCUUUUCUGAGAGGUUGUGCCCUCCAAAAUGUCAGACUGUCGUCAAAGUGUUUGUGAAACAAGAUGUUUUGCCAUUCGCUUAGAAUACACUGAUGUUCCUCAGAGA